AGCUCAGCCAGUGGAGUGUUAAAUUGAUAACACUUUUUUUAAUCGUAACAGAGAAGUUGGAGCAUGUUUCUUUUUUUAUUUUCGUAUGGAUAACAGCGAAAUUGCGCUCUUGACUCCAUUGGUUCUUGAGAACAAAUAAUUAUCAUCGACUCUUUUUAUAUUUUCAAACGAAUACUGUCAAUUUUUUUCAAGUGAAUGUGGGAUAAAGAUUUACCAAUUUCAGCGGUGGCAACACGAAAAGAAAUUAAGUUUCAAUGAUGCGAACGUCCGAUCGUCACAACGUUUUCAGCAGAUAACAUUAUCCACCAACCCGCAUACGAGGUUUACUUGUACUUCACAAACUGAGGCGCAUCCCCCAUUGCAUCCGUCUGAGGGUAUCCGUUAGCACCUGCUCAUUCAUCGUGAACUGCUCGACACCAUACCGACAAGCCAUUGGACGAACCACGCCCUUACCACCACCGAGCAACGCUCAGGGGUGCAUACUACCAGGCCACACCCACCUGCUAUUACCCCUGUCUCUCUGUAGUAGAUCUUCACCGGUCACUCCGUCAUACAUGAACCACAUGCCUAACCGUCAUCACUCUCACUAUGUCGCCAACGGAGAGAUCGAUGAUGACAUAACGAACCCCAUACACCUGAAACCACUGCCGACGCUCCCGGUGCCGCCUCUUCGCCAGAGUCUGGAUAAAUAUCUGAAAUGUCUGAUACCUCUCGUCUCCAGAGAACAGCAUGAAAGAACCACGGCAAUCGUCAAGAAGUUCCUCAAGCCAGGGGGAGAAGGGGAGAUACUGCAGAAGAAGAUACUCGAAAUUAGAGAAUCAAAAACUAACUGGACGUACGACUAUUGGUUAGAUGACAUGUACCUGAAAGUUCGGUACGCCUUGCCCAUCAACAACAAUCCUGGUAUGGUCUUUCCCAAACAACACUUCAGAGAUGAGGGUCAAAGGUUACGGUUUGCCGCCAAACUUAUAUCCGGUAUUUUGGACUACAAGGUUGUUAUUGAUGCGCGAGCGUUACCCGUCGACCGGGCCAGGCACAACAAACCGGGUCAACCGCUUUGCAUGGAGCAGUACUACCGAUUAUUCUCAUCCUACCGGGUACCCGGUCUUUUCAAGGAUGAAUUGGUCUCGCCGGGUAGCAGUCUCAUGCCCGAACCGGAACACAUCAUUGUCAUAUGUAAAAACCAGUUUUUUAUCUUAGACGUCAUAAUCAACUUCAAACGACUGAGCGACCAAGACCUCAUUAGUCAACUCAAAAGAAUACUAGAUGCUGCCAAAGAACACCCCGACUCCGUCCCGCUGGGUCUCUUAACUACCGCCGAUAGACCCACAUGGGCUGGUUCUAGGGCGAGAUUAAUAGAAGAUUCAACGAAUCGUGAUUCACUAGACAUGAUAGAGCGGUGUAUAUUCGUCCUCUGCCUUGACGACCAGAUGGACUACCCUCCGCCCGAGGUCGGGAAGCCCAUCGACUCGGACGACGAGCCUCUGGGUCACCAUAUGCUGCACGGCGGAGGGGUCGAUAAGAACACCGGGAACAGGUGGUUUGACAAGACAAUGCAGUUCAUCAUCGGUACCGACGGCCAAUCAGGACUGAACUACGAGCAUUCCCCGUCAGAAGGAGUAGCUGUUGUUCAGCUUGUCGAGCAUCUACUGAAAUACAUUGACUCCGAAACACACAAACGAAAAUUGACGAGGGCACAGUCAAUAUGCGAGCUUCCGAAUCCACGAAAACUCAACUGGAAAAUAUCACCGAUUCUUAUGCAAGACAUCGAAAUAGCCAAGGUCCAGAUAACACAUGCUGUCAACGAUGCUGACGUCAAGCUAUUACGGUUCACCCAGUUCGGGAAAAACUUUCCCAAAUCCCAGAACAUGAGUCCAGAUGCCUUUGUACAACUAGCGCUGCAACUAACAUAUUACAGAAUAUACGGACGUCUAACGAGUACGUACGAAAGCGGUUCAACCCGUCGGUUUCAAGAAGGUAGGGUUGACAACAUCCGAGCUGCUUCACCAGAAGCCUUAGAGUUCGUCAGAGCAAUCAAAGGAGAGAGAGAAGCAACUAUAGAGGAAAAGAAGUUUCUAAUGAGAGAAGCAAUAAGGGCACAGACCGAGACAUGUUUACAGACAAUCACUGGCCAAGGCUUCGACUGUCAUCUUCUAUGCCUGAGAGAAGUCAGCAAGGAGAUGGACAUGCCCUUACCAGAUCUUUUCGCUGAUGAAGCUUUCGAAAUCAGCAAUAGGUUUUGUCUCUCUACCAGUCAGGUUCUAACCAAACUGGAUACAUUCAUGUGCUACGGGCCCGUGGUCCCGGAUGGUUACGGCGCCUCGUACAACCCACACGAGGACUACAUACUGUUCGCCAUAGCCUCGUUCAAGUCUUGUCCUUCAACCGACUCACACGUCUUCCGCGCAAAGCUUUACCAAACGCUCAUCGAUAUGCACGAGCUCUGCACGGGGACCAAACCGACCACCAACAACAACUCCAACGGUUACAUGAAAGGGUAGAUCAAGGGGAUGACGAGCCCUGGCUAGAAUCGGCCGAAGUUUCAAAGAGAAUGAAACCCUGGGAACAAGUUAUUUUGUGUGAUAACAUAAUAUAAAUAUAUAAUAUAAAGAAAUCCAUGAAAGUUUGAGAAAAAUUGAACAAAUAUUAAAAGAAACUUAUGAGAUUUUGAAUUUUGAGAUCACUAAUGAUGUGGAAAUCAUCAUAUUGGCAACGCGAACAACAUGUGUGAUGUCACACUUGUACUACUCCGACAUUUUAAAUACCAAUCUUACUCAAAUUCAUGUUAAAAAAUCUAUACAUAGAUCAGGGUUUUUUUGAUGGGGGAACUUAGUCAUGUAAUAGAGGCAACAUGGACAAAGAAUUUGUAUUAUCAUUAGAAUGAGCAUUAAUAGAUGAUUAGGGUAGUAUUUCUAGUGUACAAAGGGAGGUGUUGUAGUUGUGUGACAUCACAAACCUUGGUCGCAUUGCCAACUGGAGGAUCUCCACAGCAUUAGUGAUUUCGACAUUCAAAAGCUUUCAAAAAAUUAUUGUUUGUCCAAUUGUUCUCAAACAUUCCUUGAUUUUUGUUCAUUGCGUUUUUAUUUUUUCUAAAUUUUCAUUCAUGCUAAAGGUUUCAUUUUCAUUUAAGGGGUUGUUACACCUGAAUGUCUUAGUCAGCGUAUGCCGACGCGCGAAAGCUAUUUUUAUCUAAUCAAAUUUCUUGUUAUCAAGAAAACGGCUGGGCAAACGUGCACAAUGUCGGUAUGCGCUGGCUUAAAUAUCCAGAUGUGACCCAGUCUCGAUUCCUCGGUAAGACGUUCUUAUAUAACACAUCAAUAGACGACAUCUUUGGCAACUGAAAGCUCUUUGACGUACUGUAUUUGAAAUCGAAUUCUUUGCAACGUUUCUUACGAUUAUCAUAUUUUUUCGAAAUCUGGUCACUAAACAUGAUAAAGGACAUCCAGACCCAAACGUGAUCCAUGUGUGCUACCCAUACAUGUAUAUCAUACGGGCGUCGCGUCGUACGACCGUCGUACGAUAAGAGAAACCUAUAAGGCUCAUGUGAAAGUGGGUUGAUAGCGUAUUCCGUAGAGACCUCUUGUUACAGUCACAAAUACCUUCACGAGCACCGCACGAAUGAUUUUACUUCAUUUAUGUAUUUAAAAAAAUCGUUCGUACGGUGUAUGUAAGAUUUGUGUUCGUAGCAUUACCUGACGUUGGUUUCAAUUUGUCAGCCUCGUAGUUCUGUCAUGUAAGGUGAUGUAAAUGACGUGUCACCUAAAUGAAUGACGUCAUUAAUAUAAUCGGUUAAUACACAAAUAUACACAGCAUGCGCAUGUAUACAGACUGUCUGUCCCAUAUCCUGGCGAUAGACACUUUUGGGGGAAAUGCACGUUGUCAAAAAACGAUUGAUAAGUCGGGCACCAAUCGUCGAGUUUGGGCACACUCGGUGUUUUACCAUCACGCACUCGAGUGAGUGCAUGAUCUGUAUGUAAUUUAAAAUACGUAAAAAUCAUUCACACACUGGACUGAGUGAAUGAAUGACGGCUUAUGGCAUGAACGGCCCGUCAUACACUCGGUGUCUCACCUCACUCCAUCGACUUUGUAUACCGUUUUUUAGGAGGCCUAAAGAAAUAUCAUUUCUCCUGGUGCACAGUGGUAAAAAAAAUGCUAGAAACGACACUUCGUGCUUAAUGUGUACAAAAAUAGUGUUAAAACGUCUUAAUAGAAUCGAUUUAGACGAUUUAUAAGUGUUCCACCAUUAAUUCAAUGAAGAAAAAAACGGAAUCAGACUUAUUUCUCAUCGAAAUAUUUUUAUACCUGAUUAUCAAUUAUCGCUUUUUGACAAAUGCCUGAUUAAAGACAGGUUGUUGUCGGGUAUACUGUUUAAAUAUUACUCCGAUAUGUAAUUAGUGUGUUUUUAUAAGGAACAUAAUGUUAUAAGAGUCACUAUGUUAAUGUUUUUAUUCAUUACAUUUUUAACACUUUCGCAAAAUUAUACUCCGAAUAAUUUAAACCAUCGAUGUUUUCGUAGCCACUUUGUUUUUCUCUAAACUCUUCUAUGCACUUCAUGAAAAUCACUUUUAAUAGAUAUGCAAUUAUUAAACAUUGUAGUGAAGACUGAAGAGUGUUUUUACAUUUUCUUUUCGUUUAGGCGUGUCUCAUAUAAUUCCGAACAGCAAGCCUGAGCAUUUUCGAUAGACAAUGCCCCGUUUACAAAUCUCUUGAUAUUGGGUUGAAGGGCCCUAUUAUUGACGCAACGGAUUGCGAAAAAAGAAAACAUCCAAUCAAAAUGAUCGUUGCACGCGCACAUCCAUACAAACGCUAACAAUCAACCUAUCAGAAUCGUCUUUCUGAAUAUGUUUUUCUUUGUCUCGUGUUGGUUGUUUUUAUCUUGUGUUUGGUUGUUGUUUUUUUAUCCCACAUAAUUAUUUUUUGCUUGUAAGGUUUCAGGUGGGUGGUCACAAUUUGUAAAGACGUAAACCUUUACCUAAUCACCUUAUUUUUUUUUCAUUUGGUAUAUUUAUUUGUACCAACUAUUCGACCUAUUUUGGAGAAAUUAUCGAAAAUUUAUAAUUUCUUGAUGACAUAUAGACCUAUGUAUAGAUAGAUAAAUUAAAUUAAGGUUGCACAAAAUAUCGUAUUUGGGAAUUUCAUUUAAAAAACAGCAAUAUGUCGAAAAUCACAUUGAAGUGACUUGUAAACCAUACAAAUUUAAGCAAAUUCCUCUCUUAAAUCUGACAUUUUCUUUGGUAAACAUUGCAUUUUUAUAUGCUCGGUCUGCUAAAAAAAAAGAACACCCUAUUCUUGUUUUGUGUGAGUUUGCUUUUUUGUACAUUUUACGGUCGGUAUGAUUAGUGAAACAGAAGCGUUUUAUAGGCCUAAUCGCAAGAC
This is a messenger RNA of Lytechinus pictus (painted urchin), 5376 nucleotides long. Its product is annotated as choline O-acetyltransferase-like. Gene Ontology annotation, molecular function: choline O-acetyltransferase activity. The transcript is spliced from 14 exons. NCBI's taxonomy places the organism in Eukaryota, Metazoa, Echinodermata, Echinoidea, Temnopleuroida, Toxopneustidae. The record is from RefSeq and is a predicted model, not a curated record. Gene Ontology annotation, cellular component: cytoplasm; neuron projection. The coding region runs from base 555 to 2501 and encodes 648 amino acids. Gene Ontology annotation, biological process: acetylcholine biosynthetic process; neuromuscular synaptic transmission.